This is a messenger RNA of Kalmanozyma brasiliensis GHG001, 1047 nucleotides long. Its product is annotated as RNA recognition motif domain protein. The record is from RefSeq and is a predicted model, not a curated record. Gene Ontology annotation, molecular function: RNA binding. NCBI's taxonomy places the organism in Eukaryota, Fungi, Basidiomycota, Ustilaginomycetes, Ustilaginales. Bases 1 to 1047 code for a protein of 348 amino acids. Gene Ontology annotation, biological process: maturation of LSU-rRNA from tricistronic rRNA transcript (SSU-rRNA, 5.8S rRNA, LSU-rRNA). Gene Ontology annotation, cellular component: nucleolus. The transcript has a single exon.
AUGCCACCGAAGAAGAGCACAUCCGCUGCCAAGGCAGCGCCGGCAAACAAGGCCGCACCAAAGGCUGCUGCUGCUGCUGCUGCACCUGCUUCGGCCGCCACUGCACCUGCCACAAAGGCCAAUGGCAAGAAGCGUGCCGCUGCCGACGAAGCCGACUCUACCCCUGCUAAGAAGACCACUGCCGCCGCCUCAAAAGGCAAGAAGCUCGCCACAAAGAAGGCUGCUGCAUCCUCUGGCGAGGACGCGACCGACGUCAACGAGCGUGCCAUCAUCGCUUCGCUCUCCGACGUCUCUGCCGACUCGUCCGACGACGACGAUGACGACUUUGAAGACGACGCUGCCAACUCGUCCGACGAAGACGACGAGGACGACCGUGCGGCCGCCUCUGCCGCCACGCAACCGCGAUCCUCGCUCGCCUCGGUCAAACUGCCCAACUCGAAAGACGACGCUGUCGUUCGCGCCCGACUCGACAAGCUGCGCAAGUCCAAGUCCAAAUCCUCUGGCGCCAACACCACUCCUGGCGUGCUCUACAUCGGUCGUCUUCCACGCGGGUUCUUCGAGAAGCAGCUCAAGGCGUACUUCACCCAGUUCGGCGACGUCACCCGUCUUCGUGUGUCGAGGAACAAAAAGACCGGUGCAUCGAAGCACUACGCCUUUGUCGAGUUCGCCGAUCGCGACGUGGCCAAGAUCGUCCAGGAGACCAUGCACAACUACCUGAUCGACGGGAGGUUGCUUCAGGUCAAAGAGGUGGCCAAGGACAAGGUGCACCCCGAGCUGUGGGUGGGUGCGAAUCGAAAGUUCCAAAAGGUGCCCGGUGACCGGGUGGAGCGGGUGGUGAGGAGCAGGGUUAAGACCGAGGAGGAGCAGAAGAGGACCAAUGAGAGGGCCAUCAAGAGGCAGGAUGCGAGGCGGGAGAAGUUGCACAAGUUGGGCAUCGAGUAUGAGUUCCCUGGGUAUGCGAACGAGGGUGAGGAGCAGAAGAAGAAGGCGAGCGCGGCAAAGGUGGGGACGCCGGCAAAGGCAAAGGGCAAGACGGCCAAGGCUUAA